AUGCAGAGCCGGACACAGCUCUUGACGCCUUCUGCUCUGCGCCUCGACUCCCGCCUGCCCCUCGAGCUGCGGUCCCUCGACUUUCAGAUCCUCCCCUCGCCUCCUUCUCCCUCGACUUCCUCCUCUUACGCCGCAACACACCCUCCUGCCAAGGCUGACGGGUACGCUCUGGCGUCCCACGGUCUCACCACCGUCUCAUCAUCCGUCUUCGGACCGCGGGAACCGCAGCGCACCGGACCUUGGAGCUCGACUGGGACGGGCCAGGGUGCAGGAGGAGGUAUAGGACAGGCCGCGGGAGGUCAGCAGAAGGGAGAUCGAGGGGGUGUGAAUGUUGAAGUCGGCGUUGCGGCCUGGGGAGAGCGUGUAGGGCAAGGCGGUUCGAGUGAGGGCGGUCUGCGGCGAGGUGGAAAGGAUCGACGGACGAUCGAGCUCGCUGCUGCCGUCAAGAAUACCUUCGAACCCGUGCUCCUCCUCCACCUAUACCCUCGCUCCUCCAUCGACAUCUACCUCCAGAUUCUCGAAAACGACGGAUCUGUCCUCCAAGCCGCCAUCAACGCCACCUCUCUCGCCCUCAUCUCCGCCGGCCUUCCCCUCUCCGACUAUGUCUGCUCCCUCUCGCUUGCAUCCUACCCGUCCAUCCCUCCCCUCGGUCCUCCCCAGAUCCCUCCCUUCGACCUCGUCACUCCCGCCGCCGCGCACACCAACUCGAACGACCCGACCCGAACAGGCGGCAGCGGCAGCACGACGAUCCUCGAUCUCCUCGCGGCUGAGGAGACCGCGUUGCCAAACCUCACGAUCGCCGUACUCCCGCGAAGCGGCAAAGUCAGCUUGAUCAACCUCGAGACGCGGCUCGGCGUCAAUCGCUUCGAGGAGCUGCUCAAGUGGGGAGUCGAGGGGUCGAAGGUCGUGCAGGCGGCGAUGCAGGAGGCGGUGGAGCGCUGGGCAGCUAGUUUGGCGGCGCCGAGAGGAACUUUGGGAACGCUCUUUCCUGGCCUCGCAGCGGGCAAGGGCGCGGAUGAGGAGGAUGAGGAGUUGGUCUAG
This is a messenger RNA of Rhodotorula toruloides NP11, 1041 nucleotides long. Its product is annotated as exosome complex component RRP41. The transcript is spliced from 3 exons. Gene Ontology annotation, biological process: poly(A)-dependent snoRNA 3'-end processing; U4 snRNA 3'-end processing; rRNA catabolic process. Lineage: Eukaryota; Fungi; Basidiomycota; Microbotryomycetes; Sporidiobolales; Sporidiobolaceae. Bases 1 to 1041 code for a protein of 346 amino acids. The record is from RefSeq and is a predicted model, not a curated record. Gene Ontology annotation, cellular component: nuclear exosome (RNase complex); nucleolus; cytoplasmic exosome (RNase complex).